AUCUCAACUAAAUGUGUUCAUUAAAAUGGACAAAAUAUAAAUAAUAUGAUAUAAUUGAUUUAUCCAGGAAAUAAAAAGUCACCAAAGUGGAACCCCCAAAACGCAAGCACCAAUGGAAGAAAGAGAAGGGCGGGCUAAGCUGCCGUCUUUGAUUGGAUGCGCAUCUUCACGGAAUCAUCUCAGCAGAGAGUCAAUAGAGUUGAGAGUCAUGGGUCACCAUCAACGAAACUGCGGGGAGGGGGCACCAACUUCCUCUAAGUUUUCUUGCAAUCCCGUCCAAAACAAAAACCACCACUGCUGUUGACCAUUGGAGGUCAGGUCAAGAAGUUUCAGUCUCCUAUUCAGCUGCUGCUGCAGCCUGCAGAACGAGAUAAAAGGGAAAAGGGGGGAAGCCACUUGAACGUAAUUUGUGAAAAUCUCACCCAAGUAUGGCGUUGAAAGUUCUUUCAGCUCUCGACAGCGCGAAAACUCAGGUCUACCAUUUCAAGGCAAUCAUCAUCGCCGGCAUGGGGCUAUUCACCGACGCCUACGACCUCUUCUGCAUCCCUCCCAUCAUGAUUCUCAUCGGACGGGUUUACUACGACGAUAAAGAGGUCGAUAAGUAUCGGGUCCCACCCGGCGUGGUCUCGACCUUGGUGGCCAUCGCUCUGCUGGGAACUGCGAUCGGUCAAGUGGUCUUCGGCAGGCUCGGAGACCAAAUCGGUAGGCGGCGCGUGUACGGAACCGCAUUGCUAAUUAUGGUGGUGAGCUCCCUCGCGUGCGGGUUCUCGAUAUGCAGGAAGAGGGGUUGCGUUCUGGCGAGCCUGGGGCUGUUCAGGUUCGCACUGGGUCUGGGAAUCGGUGGGGACUACCCGUUAUCGGCAGUCAUCAUGUCUGAGUUCGCGAACAAGACGACACGUGGAGCGUUCAUAGCGGCUGUCUUCUCGAUGCAGGGAUUUGGAAUUUUGGCCGCUUCAACGGUCACGAUGGUGGUGUGCGCAAUCUUUGACCGUGCAUCGAAAGUAUCCCCAACUGCUGCAACGCCUGAUGAGGCUGAUAUCGCAUGGAGGCUGAUACUGAUGCUGGGUGCGAUUCCCGCUGCCUUAACAUUUUAUUGGCGAAUGAUGAUGCCCGAAACUGCCAGAUAUACAGCUUUGGUGGCUCAAAAUGUUCCCCAAGCGGCUAUAGAUGUGCAGAAAGUGUUGGAAGUUCCAAUGAGUGAGAUUACCGAGGAGAACCCAGUGCCUCUAAAUCCACUAACCUAUCCCCUAUUCUCCAAGCAAUUCUUUUAUCGCCAUGGCCGUGAUUUAUUAGCUUGCUCCUGCACAUGGUUUCUUCUCGACAUUGUCUUCUACAGCAGCAACCUCUUCCAGUCCCAGAUAUACGAACACUAUCUCCCGAAAAGAGAAGAGGUGAAUGCCUAUAAAGAUGCUUUUGAAGUUGCAAAAAUCCAAGCAAUUGUUGCAGCCUGUUCUACCAUUCCAGGCUACUGGUUUACUGUCUAUUUUAUUGAUGUCGUUGGAAGAGUCAGAAUCCAAGCAAUGGGUUUUCUCUGCAUGGCACUGGUUUAUCUAGCAAUUGGGAUACCCUACGAAAUUCAUUGGGAGCAUAAUACAAAUGCAGGGUUCAUGGUCCUCUAUGGCCUCACCUUUUUCUUUGCAAAUUUCGGACCAAACACAACCACCUUCAUAGUGCCCGCGGAGCUUUUUCCAGCAAAAUUUAGAACAACAUGCCAUGGGAUUUCUGGUGCUGCAGGGAAGGUGGGGGCAAUCAUUGGUUCUGUUGGAUUUUUGUGGGCUUCACAUAAAGGUAAAGAAUGGGAGGGCUAUCCCGAUGCAAUUGGAAUGACUGCAUCAUUGAUAUUGCUUGCCGGAGUUUGUCUUGCGGGAAUGGUGGUGACAUUGCUUUUCACGCGUGAGACCAUGGGGAGAUCAUUGGAGGAGAAUGAGAAUGAUCAAGAUGGACCUAGGGAGCUGCGUUUGGGUAGUAGAUAUUCGUCCAUGACUGAAGCUGGUGCUGCAUAGUGGGAUUCAGAUCUCUUACGGUAAUUAUCCGAACUCUAAGCCUAAAGGCCUAAAGUGAAAUAGAUCAGAUAAAUACUUGAUGUGAGCCAUACGGUUACAAUGAAAAAGGAAGAGAGAUUCAUAUUCACAUAUAUGAGAUUUAUAGAGGAAUAACAAUAAUGUUGUAAGGUUCACGUCCGUCUCGUGUUUAUCUCUCUUCCACUAUAGGCCUUAAGAGUCUAGAAACUCCAAAUCUUUUCUGGAGAGCAAUCUCCUCCCUAACCAUGCAUAUUUAGGACUCUUAUCUUUUGCAUUGGAAGAGUGAAUUAUGUGAUUAGGAUAUCAUGGAACUUGAAAAUCUCUUCGAAAUGAAAUUUCCUGUAGUUUGUAUACCAUUAAUUUGGCGUUUGUUACUUGCCGAAGAAGAUAUACCUUUGUAGAAACAAUAGUCAUUCAGUUCUGCUCCAAUUCACUCUAGCAUGUAAUUUUUGGUACAUUUAUUUAAAAACAGUUGUGUUCCAA
Juglans regia (Persian walnut) is the source of this 2504-nucleotide messenger RNA. RefSeq names its product probable inorganic phosphate transporter 1-8. Bases 429 to 2003 code for a protein of 524 amino acids. Gene Ontology annotation, molecular function: transmembrane transporter activity. The record is from RefSeq and is a predicted model, not a curated record. Gene Ontology annotation, biological process: transmembrane transport. The transcript is spliced from 2 exons. Lineage: Eukaryota; Viridiplantae; Streptophyta; Magnoliopsida; Fagales; Juglandaceae. Gene Ontology annotation, cellular component: membrane.